AUACACCAUGGUGAACUUAUAAAGACUAUAUCCUGUUGAAGCUUAUUCCCCUCUUCAGAAUUAGGGGUCUCUACUGGUCCCAAGUAGCACUUCUCCACCAUGGCUUCCACUUCUACAAUGUUCUUACAUCUGUUGUUUCUGCUUCUUCUCUCGCAAACUGCUUUCUCUGGCGAAAUUGUAACCUCUUUACCAGGCUUCUCUGGCGAUUUGCCAUUCACACUUGAGACUGGGUAUACUACUGUGGGCGACAUUGAGUUCUUUUCUUACUUUGUUCAUUCAGAAAGUAACCCUGCUGCUGAUCCUCUUCUUCUCUACCUUAAUGGAGGUCCUGGUUGCUCUGGCUUGAAUGGGUUCUUUUACCAAAUUGGACCACUAAGAUUUGAUCUGAAUAACUACACUGGUGGACUACCAACUUUGCUAUCUGAACCAACUGCUUGGUCCAAGACUGUCAACAUUCUGUUCUUGGAUGCACCUGUUGGAACCGGUUUUACGUAUGCAACUACGACAGAAGCUUGGAAUUCAACAGACACACUGACUGCAGUGCAAAUAUACGAUUUUCUAAGAAAUUGGCUGACUGAUAAUCCAGACUUCCAAACAAAUCCAGUCUAUCUUGGUAGUGAUUCAUAUGCAGGACUCAUUGUUCCUAUGCUUUCUAUGAAUAUAAUUAAUGGCAAUACAGCAGGACUUGAGCCAUUUGUGAAUCUCAAAGGUUUUUCAAUCGGUUGCCCUCAUACUGAUACCAUCGUGGAAACGAAUGCAAAAAUACCAUUUGCUCAUAGAUUGGCACUUAUAUCAGAUUACAUGUAUGAGUCGGCUAAAACUAGCUGCAAUGGGACAUAUGCUAAUGUUGAUGCAACAAACACAGAAUGUGUAGAAGCUCUUGAUGAUAUAACUCAGUGCAUCGAGUUAAUCAGCCGCCAAAAUGUUUUGGAGCCAAAUUGUGCUUUCUUGUCACCUAAAGAAAAGGAGAAAGCAGUUCGAAGAUCACUAAGGGCAAUGAGAAGGAUCAAACCAUUGCCCAACUUGGGGGAUCUUUAUUGCCAUAACUUCCAAUAUCUGCUUUCUGAUAUAUGGACAAAUUAUAAAAGUGUACAAGAGGCUCUUCAUGUCCGACUGGGAAUGAUCCCAGAAUUUUACAGGUGCAAUAUUAGCAUAACUUACACAGUGGAUAUGAACACAGUGAUGCCUUAUCAUCAGAAUCUCACUGAAACAGGCUUGCAAGUUCUGGUUUUCAGUGGUGAUCAUGAUAUGGUCAUGCCUCACAAUGGUAUUGAACUGUGGAUAAAGUCUAUGGAUUUGACAAUUGAUACUGAUUGGCGACCAUGGUUUACUGAUGGUCAAGUUGCAGGGUACACAAGGAGAUAUACAAAUACUGGAUACAGUUUGACAUAUGCAACUGUUAAGGGAGCUGGUCACUCACCUCAGGAGUACAAACGCAAGGAAUGCUUUGACAUGUUUCAUAGAUGGAUUCGACAUUAUCCUAUCAAGAUGUUAAAGUCAAGUUCCGGCACCGGUCACCUGAAUCUUGCUUGUUUUUUGUUGUUUCUUGGACUAGUUUUCUGGGCAAAUGUUGCUUUCUCUGGCACCAUUGUUAAGUAUUUACCAGGAUAUGAUGGUGAACUUCCUUUUACACUUGAAACUGGGUACAUAUCUGUAGGGCCAGCAGAGAUGUUUUAUUAUUUCAUAGAAUCAGAAGGAAACCCCAAAGAGGAUCCUCUUUUGCUUUGGUACAGUGGUGGUCCUGGUUGCUCUGCUUUCAAUGGUCUAAUUUAUGAAAUAGGACCACUAGAGUUCAAUAUCUCAGAUUACGAAGGGGGAUUACCAUCAUUGGCUUAUUACCCAUAUUCAUGGACAAAGUCUGCAAGCAUAUUAUUCCUUGAUGCCCCAGUGGGUACUGGCUUUUCCUAUUCAAUAACUGAAGAUGGGUGGUCCAUGUCUGACACAUCAACAGGAUAUCAAGUUUAUCAGUUCCUCAAGAAGUGGUUGGCUGAACACCCACAAUACAUCAAGCUUCAAUUGUUUGUUGGGGCUGAUUCUUAUUCAGGCAUAUCUGCUACUUUAGCUAUUCAACAUAUUUUAGAUGGAAAUGGCUAUGGAGCAGAACCACACUUGAACCUUAAGGGUUACAUUCUUGGGUGCCCAAGAAUUGAUGGACAAAUUCAAGAGAAUUCGAAGGUUAUUUUUGCUCACAGACUGGCACUUAUAUCUGAUGAACUUUACAGGGCAGCUAAAAAUGCUUGUGAUUCAGAUUACUAUGGUGUAACCUCAGCUGAUUCAGGUUGCUAUGCAACUCUUGCAUUAAUAAAAAAGUGCUAUAAAGAUAUAAACAAGAAUGAUAUUCUAGAACCAAAAUGCACCUAUGCAUCUCCUAAUCCAAUCGAAGAAUCGGCUCGCAGAUCACUCAGGGGAACUACAGCAGCAGAUUUAAUCAUGCCACCUAGUAGAACUGCUGAGAAAUGGUGUCAUAACUUUAAUUAUUCUCUAGCCUAUGUGUGGGCAAAUGAUGCAAAUGUGCAAGCUGCUCUUAAUGUCACUGCAAAAACAGUGCGAGAUUGGAAGAGAUGCAACAAAUCCUUAGAUUAUGAUUAUGACAUUACCAGUGUUAUUGAUUAUCAUAAAAAUUUCAGUACCAAGGGAUUACAGGCUCUCGUGUAUAAUGGUGAUCAUGAUUUCACAAUUCCGAAUGUGGGCACUCAGCAAUGGAUAAAGGAACUAGACUUGACUAUUGUUAAUGAUUGGCGACCAUGGCUUGUGGAUGGUCAAGUUGCAGGGUACACAAUCAAGUACUCAGAGAAUGGGUAUCGCUUAACAUAUGCCACUGUGAAGGGAGCAGGGCACUCACCCCAAGAGUACAAGCGCAGAGAAUGUUAUGACAUGUUUGAUAGGUUUAUUCAUUAUUGGCCUCUCUAGAUGAGGAUUUCUUUAGUUUCAAUUUCUUGGAUGCCUUCUCCCUCUAUUGGAAAAAGUCCAAUUAUUUCUGAUUUUCCCACCUUUGAAUUUGUAAUUUUGUAAUGCAUAAAUUAUGUAAUUGAGAUGCUAAAAGCUUUUGAUUCUAGUAAGUUUACCAGAAUAGAUUUUCUCUUUAACAUA
Messenger RNA from Ricinus communis (castor bean), 3090 nucleotides. RefSeq lists its product as uncharacterized. Gene Ontology annotation, biological process: proteolysis; secondary metabolic process. The record is from RefSeq and is a predicted model, not a curated record. Bases 100 to 2910 code for a protein of 936 amino acids. The transcript has 28 exons. Gene Ontology annotation, molecular function: acyltransferase activity, transferring groups other than amino-acyl groups; serine-type carboxypeptidase activity. Lineage: Eukaryota; Viridiplantae; Streptophyta; Magnoliopsida; Malpighiales; Euphorbiaceae.